GCAUGGCUUGCCGUAAGGCGCGGCAAAUCCCGAGAUACCUCUCUGACGUAUGUGUCUGUUCCGGCUCAGGUGGAAUCCCUGAAGGGAUCCGCGACGUGGAUAGUUCAUUGGACCCUGUGGUCUGCUGCAUGGAUAGUUGGUUUAUCAAAGAUGGGCACCCUAUGAUGACCUCAUACACGAUCAUCUCCAAAUUUAACUCUCAGUGACGCCUAUGUUGAACACAGUUUGCUCGACUGCAAUUAAGCUAUGGCCGUAUAUAAGGGACCAGAUUGUUCUAGGAAUACAGUUUGAGUCUUAAAAUUUCGGUCUGCACUUGUCAACGAACACAGUAUCUAUCUGUACCGCUUUAACUCUAGUCACUAUGCCAUCUGCGAUUGUCACGGGUGCCACCGGUAUUACGGGGAGUGCCAUUGUCCAUCACCUAUGCAAGGAUCCAGAGUAUGAGAAAGUUGUUUCCCUCUCCAGAAGUAAUCCCGGCUACAGGAGUCCAAAAGUUCGACAUCAUAUGCUGGAUCUCCAGGCAUCAGCUGCGGAGAUGGCGGAGAAUCUCAGAGACAUCUCCGCUGAUUAUGUCUUCUUCUGCGCCUACCUAGCACGCGAUGAUCCGGUUGAAUUGUCACGCGUGAAUGGGCUGAUGUUAUCUAAUUUUCUCCAAGCGUUGGAAAUUACAGGUGCCACUAAGACACUGAAACGCUUCAUUCUCACAUGUGGCUUCAAACACUACGGUGUUCACCUAGGCCAUUGCAAGCAGCCGCUUAUUGAAGAUGACGCCCUCCUUGAGGAAAGCCAGGGUGGUGGUUCCUGGCCUCCCAUAUUCUAUUAUGAACAAGAACGGAUCCUCAAGGACGCCGCUAUUCGUGGCCAGUGGGAAUGGGUUGUCACCCUCCCUGAAGAUGUCUUGGGCUACGCCCGCGGUAAUUUUAUGAAUGAGGCCACCGGGCUCGGCCUAUACUGUGCUGUUAGCAAAGCGCUCCCGGGUUCCGAACUGCCCUUUCCAGGCUGCAAGGCCAACUACUUUGCUUUCAACUGCUGGACCUCGGCGAACCUCCACGCCCGGUUUGGUCUCUGGGCUGCAACCGCCCCAGGUGCAGGGAAUAAUAUGUUUAACGUGAUGAAUGGGGAUACAGAGUCAUUCCAAAACCUCUGGCCGCGGCUCGCUAAGCGCUUUGGUUGUAAGAUCCCCAGCCCGAUGUUCCCGCAUGGGGGUACUCCCGACACCCAGGGAUAUGGGAAAUAUGAGGCAACCACGGUGAGGUUACAGAACCGGCACCCUCUCGCUGCGCACUCGCAGGAGUUGGGAGUGUCGGCCGAUGGCAUUCCCACGUUGUUCUUGCAGGUCGAUCCGGAAAAAUGGGCAAAGCGGAAAGACGUGAAUGACGCUUGGGCGAAACUGCGCGAUCAGUACAACCUUGACCAACAAGCGUGGGAAAAAGCCACCUGGGAUUUCCUAACUUUUGUUUUGGGAAGGGACUGGAGCUGCGUUGGGACAAUGAGCAAGGCGCGACGGUUGGGAUGGACGGGGUACGCGGAUACUUGGGAUGAAUUGGAGGAGACCUUUGAGACUCUUGAAAGAGAGGGCGUUUUGCCACCAGUGGAAAAGCUCAAGAGGGAGUUUAAUUGAUCCGAUUGACAUAUCUAACGAUUUGCCAGAAAGUCGGCAAAAGGGAGAUAUUGCACUAUUGUCUUUAACGCUUUUUGGAAACCUUGGAUGCGAGACUAGGGUGGAAACUCAAUUGUCCGACCUUUGCAUCCAGACGGACCAGACCUAGUAGGGUGGUAUGGUAGGAAAUGACACUUUGGGAGGUGAGAGCUACCAAGGAUCGACUGUGCACGCCGCAGGGGUUGUCGGAUCGCGUGGUUGAGGGAUUACGAAGUCUCGGGUAUCUACCUUACCACAGGUUACCUAUGAGCGCAUCAUGCCUCCCUGAC
Molecule: messenger RNA, 1929 nt
Organism: Aspergillus novofumigatus IBT 16806
Lineage: Eukaryota; Fungi; Ascomycota; Eurotiomycetes; Eurotiales; Aspergillaceae
Product: SDR family oxidoreductase
Exons: 2
Coding region: 362-1621 (419 amino acids)
Source: RefSeq, a predicted model, not a curated record